Molecule: messenger RNA, 444 nt
Organism: Ectocarpus siliculosus
Lineage: Eukaryota; Phaeophyceae; Ectocarpales; Ectocarpaceae
Source: the annotation of a GenBank genome assembly
AUGGCAGUCGGCACCAAGAACGUCCGGAUGGUGAAGACCCUGAUGCAGUAUUGGCGACGUGACCUCAACCAACGUCUUGAAGACGAGCUAGAUUUCCUGGACCAUCGUCGAGACAUGUUCAUUCAAGGAGUGGAUGUUCCUCAGACAACCGGCGGUGGCCGACCAGCCGGGAAGAUCACUAUCGACGACGUCGAUCGUUUCGAGAGGUGGCUUUUCGACGAAAGGCGGCGACUUGUGAGAGUAACAGAACUUCGAUGCGAGGAGUGCUGGAGAAAGUCAGUGACCUCCAGAGAUGAUAGGGGACGCACCCCUCUGCACUGGGCUGCUUCAGGUACCAGUAGCGAGGCAGCUUUACUCGUCCUGCCCGUACAUCUUGCCACAACUCUGUUUCUUGCUCAUGCUGUUUCGAUUCACUCCACGGCCACGAUUACAUUUCAAGGAUAA